UGUCUGCUUGCGCUUGUUGUCAAGUUUGAGUGGGAGACCCAAAACCCCAGUGCCUGUCCCAGCCACAAUAGACACCGCAACCAGGGGGUUGCGUGCUUUUGCAGAAUGACUCCGGCGAAGAACGGCAUGCCGAACCUCAUCGACAGGACGAUGAGGAUGCGACGGGAGGAGCAGGAGAGACAGGUGGUCCUUGCCUGGGCCGUCCUGAACGGCUCCAUCGCCGGGAUGAUCUACACCGAAAUGUCUGGGAAACUGCUCAGUCGCUACUACAACAUAACCUACUGGCCAAUCUGGUACAUUGAGCUGGCGUUGGCGGUUCUCUUCAGCCUGAAUGCCCUGUUUGACUUCUGGAAGUAUUUCAAGUACACCAUGGCCCCCUCCUCCAUCGCCAUGUCCCCAGAACAACAUCGCCUGCUCGGCCUCACCAACACUAGUAUAAAGGUAUCCCCUGUCCUGAAGGCUGAAAAGAAAGAGGCUCCGUCGGCUGCGCCCCCCUCCUCCCCCCUGCAGGGUCAGAGUGUGCUCAGCUUCAGCCCCUCACGGCCCCCCAGCGCCAGCCCCAAAUUCUCGCCCCCCACCCCCAGCAUGGUGCCCGGCUACAGCCCCCCCUUCACCAGCCCCUCAGGCACACCCGGCAGCACGGGCGCAUACUCCCCCUCCUCCCUCAGCUUUGGAAAGGUGCUGAGUGCCAGCCCGUCUCCUGGUUCUCCCCCGUACCCGAGCAGUGUGGGCCCAGCGGAGGGCUGCGGCCUGCGGGCUCGAUACCGCACCUCGCCCUCCGUCUUCAGCUCCCCCGGUGGCAAGGAGGACUACAUAGACGACCUCAAGGGACUGGAGAGAUUCCUACGCUCAGAAGAGGAGAAGAGCCAUCGCAGCCAACUAGGAAGUCCCGAGGCGGCGUCUCCGUCCCACAGCCCGUCCUUCUGGAGCUACAGCCGCUCGGUCGGGGACUACGCCCAGAGCCUCCGCAAGUUCCAGUACCAGCUGGCCUGCCGAUCACAAGCCCCCUCCGCACACAAGGACGAGACCGACCUGGGAUCCAAACAGGCCGCAGAGGAGGUGUGGGCCAGAAUCACUACUAGCAGGCUGGUGGUGGACAGUGUGGACACUUGGACGGCUAAACUCAGAAACUGGAUUAGUGACACUAUCCUGGUGCCGCUGGUGAAGGAGAUUGACAACGUCAACGGCCAACUGAGGAGGAUGGGAUGCCCUGAGCUACAGGUCGGAGAGGCGAGCAUCAGCAGUCUAAAACAGGCAGCGGUGACCAAAGCUUCAUCCAUCCCCACACUCAACGCCAUCGUGCAUUACCUGGACAUCACGUCUAACCAGGAAUACCUCACAGAGAGACUCAAAGAGUUGGCCCAUAGUGGCUGUAUGAGUUCGUUCAGGUGGAACGGGGGAGGGGAGCUGAAGAACAGAAAAUGGGACACUGACCUCCCUACAGACUCAGUGGUGUUGAUGCAUGUGCUGUGUACCUACCUGGACUCCAGACUGCCCCCCCACCCCAAAUACCCCGACGGCAAAACCUUCACAACACAACACUACAGCCAGGCCCCAGACAAACCAGAUGUGACCAAUGAGAACCUGUUCUGCAUCCACCAGAGCAGCACGACCCCGCCCCACUACCAGCUCAUCUACCAGGGACAUGUCUACAGCCUGCCCAAGGGUCGUAAUAAUCUGUUCCACACAGUGCUGAUGUUUCUCUUCAUCAUCAAGACCAAGGAGUCGGGAAUGCUGGGGAGGGUAAAUCUGGGCCUGUCAGGAGUCAACGUCCUCUGGAUCUUUGGAGAUUGAACACAUCCCCCUCUUCUCCUAUCCUCCUCCUCCUUCUCUCUCCUCCUCCUCUGGAUCUUUGGAGACUGAACACAUUCCCCUCUUCUCCUAUACUCCUCCUCCUCCUCCUCCUUCUCUCUCCUCCUCCUUUGGAUCUUUGGAAAUUGAACACAUCCCCCUCUUCUCCUAUACUCCCCUGUAGUCCUCCUCUCCCCUCCCGUUUUGUCCUUCUCUCCUUCUCCUCUAAUUCCUCUCUCUCCUCUACCCUCCUCCUCUUCUCUUUCUCCUCCUCUCCUACUCUUCCUGAUCUCUCCUCUACCUGCCCCUAAAAGCACAUCAGACCCACAUGGACACUCCUCCUUCUGCUCUCCUCCUCAUCCUCCUCUCAUCCUUGUCUCUCCUCUUCUUCUCCGCCUGUCCUCCUCAUCCUUGUCUCUCCUCCUCCUCUCAUCCUUAUCUCCUGCCGCUGAAGGCCUCUUUUUGCCAUCCUUCUCCCUCCUGUCUCUGAAAGCACAUCCCGUAUAAUAUAUGGACACUCAUCAGACAGCCUUCCUCCUUCUGUUCAACACACACACACACACACACACACACACACACACACACACACA
Molecule: messenger RNA, 2381 nt
Organism: Engraulis encrasicolus (European anchovy)
Lineage: Eukaryota; Metazoa; Chordata; Actinopteri; Clupeiformes; Engraulidae
Gene: tmem209
Product: transmembrane protein 209
Exons: 15
Coding region: 106-1794 (562 amino acids)
Cellular component (GO): membrane
Source: RefSeq, a predicted model, not a curated record